Messenger RNA from Oncorhynchus kisutch (coho salmon), 5151 nucleotides. RefSeq lists its product as uncharacterized. Bases 242 to 856 code for a protein of 204 amino acids. The transcript has 6 exons. Gene Ontology annotation, molecular function: GTPase activator activity. Lineage: Eukaryota; Metazoa; Chordata; Actinopteri; Salmoniformes; Salmonidae. The record is from RefSeq and is a predicted model, not a curated record.
GGGAGGCCCAGCCCAGAAAGCAGUGGGGUUUGGGAAAAAGCAGGAAAAGGGUGCAACUGUAGAGGGCUAUCAGCAAAAACAAAAUAUUUUGUCAAGCAAAGUGUGACUUUGAAUGCUUGCUACCUCUCUGCAAGACUUUUACAAACAUUUUAAAUGUUCCUCUCUAGUGAAUGUCAGCAUCGAAUUGCACUAGGACAUUACAGUAGGUGACUUCGUUUGUGACCUUACCGGGCUUAAAAAGAUGACCCCUCAACAAAGCACUGGCCCCUACCCCAAAGUAAACCGCAAUGAGUCAAGUAUUCAAGAGAAGGUGAAGGGAUGGCGUCCCAGUCCCAUCACCAAGAGCACGGCUGAUCCAAAGCCUAACGUCCCAGAGUGCAGAGUUUGUGAUGGAGGAGCACAUGCAGCUCAGCACUGGACUGUAGACCCAAGAGAGACACUUUUCAGUGACACACUCAUCAUCACUAAAUCAAAGCACAUCACCAAAUCCAAGAAAGUGGAAUAUCCCAGCAAUCUAACCAUGAAGGUUGUUCUCAUAAAUAUUGGAACUAGUGCAAUGGGCAGACCCACUGACUACCGGCUCUGGGUUGUCUCAGGGAGAGAGGAAGCCUCAUGCCCUCUUAUUGGUCAUGAGCAUCCCUUCAGUAUUAUCCUAAACUCCUUGAGGGAAACAGACUGCCAAGUCUCAGCAGUCACCAACAACAUCCUGACUGUAGAUGGGAGCCUCUACCUUGAGCACCUUCUCAAAGAUGCUUCCGGCCCAAACUUCAUCCUCAGGCUAAAGGCUGAUGUGGGAGGACUUGGCCGAGCAGUGGAGUCUUACCAGCUGGUCGACUCGUCUGAUUAUUGGGACUGAGAGAAGCAAGAAGGACUUCACUCUCCUAACAGGGAACCUUUUUCCUGCCAUUGGAGAAACUGGUCUUGAAAGAGAUUUUGGGGCUUCUGAAUGAGGUAGACUCCUUGAAAAAGCAACAUGUGACUGAGGACAGUGCUUAUAGCUGUGGGAAUCUAGACUUAAUGUCUUCCCUCUCCAGUAGGUCUAUCUGCUCCCUGAUGGGGACACAACGUUUUUGCUCAGCCCGCUGCUCCUCACAGCCCAUUGUGUGUCUAAGCUCCCCCCGGUUGGGGUCCCACAGCCAGCUCUACACUCUUGUCGCCCGCCAGUCCAGCUGCGAUGCAGCAGUGAUGUGUGGCCGUGCAGACCACUCCCAACACACACACACAAAUCCCACACUUAAGGGGCUACUAAAGUGGGACAGCAGCCCCAGGGUAGGUGGCAGCAAGUCUAGGUAUGCCUUCUGGAGGUCCCCUCAUGUAGCCUCAAGGUUCUGGCACCUUGCCCAGAGGCUGGCCGUGUCCAACAGGUCCAGUUUCUCCAGCCUGUCCUCCACAGGCACCUCUCCAUCUACCUCCUCUCUGAGCUGCAAAGACAGCGCCUUCUCCUUCUGCACCGACUCUGUGUCCUCUCCCAACGAGCCCAACUCCCUCCCCUUCCUGUUCGGCAUGUCGGCACGGUUAUGCCCUCUCACUCCAGACACCACAAAGAAAUUCCCAAAAGAUUGGAGUAUGACAUUCCCAGUGGCAGUUGCUCAGGCACCCAAGGAUUUGGACGGGUAUAAUUGGUCUGAUGAGAGAAAGGGAGACUAGAAGCAUUGCCAUUCUAUUAGCAUUCAGAAUAGAGAAGACCAUCAGAUGCUCACCCAAAGCCUCUGUAGUUUAAAAGGUGAGUAUAUUCAAAGCCCUGUCUCUCAACCAGACAGUGAAAGGAUUCUCUCUGAUUGGAGAGGGGAGCAGGUGCACCAGAGCCAGAAGGAUAAAGUGUUCAAGUUGUCAGAGUCAAAAGGACAGACCAAAGAAACAUCCAUUGCACACAUACAGCUGAGAAAUAAAAAAAACUGUCUGUCAAGAAGGAAGAGGUAAAAGGGGACGAAAAUUACAUUUUACACCUCCUCUAACAGAAUGCUGGUGAAAAAACAGUCUGAUCAAUCUGUGGAACAGUGUGGAGUCUCUCUGGUAUCUGACACAGGGAGAGAACAUCAGGAAAAUGGGGAACUGCUGGCCCAAAGUGUGCAGCUCCACAUACCCCAGACAGUGUCCUAUGGUCAAAACACUCCACUGGUCCUGCAGUCUGUCAACCAGACAAUUUUCAAAUAACAAGAAAGGAUCAAAGGCCAAAACAGAUAUUCACCUUGGUGAAGUGGUCCCUGAACAGUUGGGUGGUGGGUGCACUCCUCUCUCCCAAACAUCAUCUAAAACUCAUGCCAAAACUGCAAGCACAAUCAGCCACAAGACUGCAAGCACAAUCAGCCACAAGACUGCAAGCACAAUCAGCCACAAGACGGCAAGCACAAUCAGCCAAAAGACUGCAAGUACAAUCAGCCACAAGACUGCAAGCACAAUCAGCCACAAAACCGCAUGUGCAAUCAGCCACACUAUUAGAAUAAAACUGCAAGCAACUGUCAAAAAUACUGUGAGAGAAUACUUCAACUCAAGUGACAGCAAGAAUGGCCACUUAGAUGCAAAACAGAACGAAAAAGAGCUCCUCCAGUGGCAAAAUAAAAUGUUGGAACCAACAGAAAAUGCCACAAUGCGAUCACAUGGUGAGGAGUUGUCUGAUUGUUAAUGCUCAUCAUUUGGUGUUUUGUAAUGGGCUGUCAGAAUGUAGAUCAUCCUGGGUUAUUUCACCCUCCUCUUUGUGUGAAUUUUUUGCUAAAUGAUAAAUUUAGUCAAUGAAGGAUCCCACUGGGCACAGACAUCAGUUCAAAGUCUAAUUUUGAUUAACUUUAAGUUGAGUUGUCAUCUAAGGUGAAUUCAACAUGAAAUCAAGAAAACAUUUCACCAUGUCAUUGGAUUUAGGUUCAAAAGCAAUAGGGUGAAAAAAUUACGAAAUUAUCUUAUAUUGAUGACUUUUUGCAAAUCCAAUCGGUUUUUACACAUGGAUUCAACAUCAUCACAUUUCAUUUUUUGGUUGAAAUUAUGUGGAAACAACAUUGAUUCAACCAGUUUUUGCCCAGUUGGAUGGUGCAGAUUGAAUGCAGGCACUCAAACCACUCAGACAGAGCACUUCCUCCAACGGAGUAGGGAUUCAUAACCUUAAUCAUUUUCUAUACAGAAGCAUGAAUAAGGACCAGACAUCUUGACAUCACUGUGAUGUAUGUGUUUCCUAAUGGGGCUGUGAUAAUCUGUCGGUGAAAAAGUAAAAACAACCAAAUUUGAGGCAAAUUAGGUAUAAGAUGCACAACUUGUAUAUGGGCAAACACACACAUUUAUUUAAGUUUUCAUGGCCUGGAUUCUGUUUGGCAAACAAACAAAAAAUAUACAGAAUAAUUGUAACAAUAUAAAUACCUGAGAUGGAAUAUUAUCCAAACUGAGUUCCAAAUAAUGUAAAGUGAUUGUAUGGUGUGCAACACAUAUUCCUGCUGUAUAGUUAACAUCUGGUUAAUAAGUAAUCACCUACUUCUCACUUUUAUUGCUAAAGAAAAAUGUCCAACGUAAAUCACAUUGCAUAUAGUGAGUUAAAAUGUUUGUUUUGUUUUUGCACAGUUCAGUGCUAUUUUGCAUUUGCAAAAUGAAGCCUCAUGUAUAGAUCUCAUUUAGACGCAUUGAUAUAACGGUCUUAAACACAUAAUAACAUAUACUGUACCACUUUUACCACAUCAUUGUUUGUUUUUAUGUAUGUUUUAUCCUAGAACUGUAACUUUGAACAAUAAUCAUAUGUAGCGUUAACCUUGAUAUCAACGUGUGUGUGUGUGUGUGUGUGUGUGUGUGUGUGUGUGUGUGUGUGUGUGUGUGUGUGUGUGUGCGUGCGUGCGUGCGUGCGUGUGUGUGUGUGUGUGUGUGUGAGUGGUGGGGGGGGGGGGGGAUUUGCACCUCUUCACCCCUGUACGAGCUUAUGUUGAUGGUACCACUGAUAAUAAAUCAAGUUAGCCCUAAACAUCUCUGAAUCUCUGAGUAUGUUUUCCCAUGCCUUCUCAGUCCCCGGGUCCUAGGCAUAAUGUUUCCUUUUAUUUCUUUAUUGAGUUUAUUUACUGAGUUUAUUUGAGCAAGGACAAUGUACAUCAGAAGCAUUAGUCUCAGUACACUUGAGAAAAUAUGUGUUGUAUCAGAUUUAGCUAGCUGCUCAUUUCCGUCUGCAGUUCCAGGGCAGGUUAAAAUCACAACAAGAAAACAUUAUGAAGCCAGCAGGAUGGAUGCCUUGUUACAGAGCUACAAACAAUGAUUUGUAACACUUAACUUACUAUUUCUAAUUACAGAAAUGACUUCUAAAGGCAUGCUACUUUAGGCAAUGGCCCGCUGCUGGCAGUAUUUUCUUUUAAUGCUAUGUACCGUUAACAUGUAAUUGCUACAACUGAUUCUACAACCGAACCUACUUCAAGCUAGUUGAUUGAUAGGGCAAAGGGUAGUGAUAUGUUCCUGAGUGAUAUGUUCCUGGGGAUGUUUGAUUAUUAUUAGACUUCGUACAAUAGGUGAGAGGGGCAGCAAGUUGCAUGAAGGAUCACUGGCUGCCUUUAGAUCCCACAGCGUCCCUCAACUUUUGGGGCACUUGGACAGUCAUACCAUCCAUCCACUUCUGCACUGUCACAUGGCAACCAAGAUGGGACCUGUCAAUCAGAAGCAGAUUAAAAGGCUCAGACAUAUAGUUUCAGAAGCAGAUUAGGCUCAGACAGAUAGUUUCAGAGCAUUUACAUAGACAACAUCAGAUUUGUUUUAAACUGAAUUACUGAAUUUACUGCAACCUGUUGCUUCUACGUCAGUUCAGCAGUCAGGCCCUGUCUGGAGUAAAUCAAGAAAAUGUGUGUGUGCUUGUUUUGCUUGAGCCUUGAUCAUGUGUGUAAAUCAUAACAUUUCGACAAGCAAACACAUGUAAAUUGUUUAUGUAACCUAGUACCAUCAUGAAAUGCAAGAGAAAGGCCAUAGUGUAUUAUUCCAGCCCAGGUACAAUUGAGAUUUUAGCCAGUGAUGGUAUAGGUGUAUGUGCAAAGCUUUUUUUGGUACCAUCAUCUUUGAAAUGCAAGAGAAAGACCAUAAUGUAUUAUUCCAGCCCAGGUACAAUUGAGAUUUUAGCCACUAGAUGGUAUAGGUGUAUGUGCAAAGCUUUAAACUGAUCCAAUGAACCAUUUCAUUUCUGAUUAAAAUGUUGUAUCAAGAGUG